AUGAUUAAACUUAUAAGUCUAAGGAGAAGAAAAUUAUUCAAUUUAAUCAUAUUAUUCUCCCUUUGUAUUUUAUUACCAACACUUUUAAUUUACUAUGAAGGUCAUAAACAUUUAAUUAAAAUAGCUGAAAAUUAUUAUAAUCCAGAUGAUUGGUCAUCUAUUAAAACAUUGAGUGAUAAAUUUGAUUUUUCAUAUUUACCAGGUUUAAAUUAUCUUAAAUCAUCAACUCCAGAAUUGGAUGAAAAAGGAUAUAUUCUAAGUCCAGGUAAUGUUCAAUUUAAGUUUUUAAAUAAAGGUAAAGUUAAAGGAUCACCAGAAGAUAUAGUUAAACAAACAACUAAAGAAUAUGAACAAUUAAUGAGUGAAAAAAUAGGAGGACCAAAAGAUGCUAAAUUAAUUCCAGCUCCAUCAAAAGAUGAAUUGGAAAAUUAUAAACAUGCAAAUGCUACUAUAUUAGCAUUAGUUAGAAAUGAAGAAGUUACUAAAAUAGGUCAAAGUAUAAGAAGAUUUCAAAAACAAUUUAAUGCUAAAUUCAAUUAUCCUUAUACAUUUUUAAAUGAUCAACCAUUUACUGAAAAAUUUAAAAAUAGGAUUAUUAAAUAUACUGAAAAUGCACCAGUUGAGUUUGUUCAUGUUAAACCUGAAUUAUGGGAUAAACCAUCAUUUAUUGAUCUCGAUAAAGAAAAGAAAGAAAUGGAUAUUAUGUUUAAACAUAAUAUAGCAUAUGCUAAAAAGGCAUCUUAUCAUAAUAUGUGUCGAUUUUAUCUGGGUCAAUUUUAUAAUGUUCCUGAAUUAUCAAAAUAUAAAUAUUAUUGGAGAAUUGAACCACAAGUUAAAUUUUUCACUAGUAUUGAUUAUGAUGUAUUUAAAUAUAUGGAAGAUACUGGAAAAAUUUAUGGUUUUACAAUUAAUCUUUAUGAUAUUGAAGAAUCAAUUAAAACAUUAUGGCCAGAAACUUUAACAUAUUUAAAUGAAAAUGAUAAUUAUAAAUAUAUUGAUCCUAAUGGUAGUUUUCAAUGGUUACUUGAAGAUUUACAAAAUCCAAAGAAAAAUCAAGUAGCAAAUGGUUAUUCAACUUGUCAUUUUUGGUCAAAUUUUGAAAUUGGAGAUAUGGAUUUUUUCAGAAGUGAAGCUUAUAAUAAUUGGUUUAAAUAUCUUGAUUCAACUGGGAAAUUCUAUUAUGAAAGAUGGGGAGAUGCUCCAGUUCAUUCAAUUGGUGUUAGUUUAUUUGCUCCAAAGGAUAAAAUCCAUUGGUUUAGAGAUAUUGGUUAUGAACAUGAUCCUUAUUUUUCAUGUCCAAGUACUGAUACUACUAAAUUUUGUCAAGUUGGGAAAUUCAGUCGAUGGGAACAUUUAUUUGAUCAAAAUUGUUUAAUGAAUUGGUUAAAACAUGAUCAACCAAAGAAUGUAUACUAA
This is a messenger RNA of Candida tropicalis MYA-3404, 1416 nucleotides long. It is a transcript of the gene KTR4, whose product is annotated as putative mannosyltransferase. Gene Ontology annotation, biological process: protein O-linked glycosylation; protein N-linked glycosylation; cell wall mannoprotein biosynthetic process. Bases 1 to 1416 code for a protein of 471 amino acids. The transcript has a single exon. The record is from RefSeq and is a predicted model, not a curated record. Lineage: Eukaryota; Fungi; Ascomycota; Pichiomycetes; Serinales; Debaryomycetaceae. Gene Ontology annotation, molecular function: alpha-1,2-mannosyltransferase activity. Gene Ontology annotation, cellular component: membrane; Golgi apparatus.